AUGAACAUUAAAAAACCAAGCCCAUGCUAUUUAAAAUGCAACGAGUUCUACAAAAUCACCUAGGCAUCAGAGAGAUUAUUCUGCAAGAAGGGAUGCGAUGCUGAUGAAGAUACCUUAGAGCUAUGCAAGAUGGAGAAGUGCACUGAACUCUGCAUUAAGAAGGAGCUAGGAGAGGAUGACAAUAAAAAGGGCUCCUGGACUAUGCUAUUCUCAAGAGCACCAGUAAAUUCAGAUAACUGCAUCGAGGCCUGCUAUUACGGAUGCCUAAACAGAGUUGAUGAAGAUAAAGACUGA
Molecule: messenger RNA, 294 nt
Organism: Stylonychia lemnae
Lineage: Eukaryota; Ciliophora; Spirotrichea; Sporadotrichida; Oxytrichidae
Source: the annotation of a GenBank genome assembly